CUAUCAUUCGGUUCGACCCGGUAACUCUUCUCAAAAGUUCAUCAUUCCAAAUAAAAUUCCCCAUUUCUUCGCAUCCAGAUUCUCUGCAAACCCUAAUCGCAGAUCCCAGUAAGAGAGACUCCCACUACCUUAGCGAACCGCCAUGGAUUACGCAGCUCGAAGGAGAAAUCAAGGAGGCCUUUUCGAAGGUCUCUACAGAGUCAUCAUGCGCCGCAACUCCGUCUACGUCACCUUCAUCAUCGCCGGCGCUUUCCUGGGAGAACGGGCUGUGGAUUAUGGAGUUCAUAAGCUCUGGGAAUAUAACAAUGUUGGGAAACGGUAUGAAGACAUUCCAGUGCUAGGACAGAGGCAAUCUGAGGAAUGAAGUGAACAUGCCCUUUCUGGAUAUUUUGAAGUUAUUAUUGAGGAUUGGGUCUGAGCAUGUAUGUGUUAGGUAGCAAUGCUCAUUGUUGCAAUAAAAUGUUCUUUGUUUUGGUGGAACAAAUUGUUUUGAACCAUGAGUUGGUUGAAUUAUCUUUGGAAAUUUUGGAUUAUUUGGAACUACGGAUGGCUGCGAUGUAUACUGACUCACUUAACGCAUUCCCGUGCAAUUUGCAAUUGUGGAAUGUAGAAUAAUCUCAGCAUGAAUGACCGAACCCACAUUUUCCAUCA
Messenger RNA from Theobroma umbraticum, 651 nucleotides. RefSeq names its product ubiquinol-cytochrome C reductase UQCRX/QCR9-like family protein. Gene Ontology annotation, biological process: mitochondrial electron transport, ubiquinol to cytochrome c. Gene Ontology annotation, cellular component: respiratory chain complex III. The record is from RefSeq and is a predicted model, not a curated record. NCBI's taxonomy places the organism in Eukaryota, Viridiplantae, Streptophyta, Magnoliopsida, Malvales, Malvaceae.